UUGUUAUCAUACUUGUGAUUCAUUCAAGCUUUUUCACUGCGAACUCUACCCUCGGCUGUAUGAACUCAAGAGUUACUUGUUGAUGGUACUUUACUUUGAUCGUACUGCAUGUUGGCUUUCAUGAACCUCAUUUUGACGCCCAUCUCGAACUCUACUGCGAAACUCUUUACCUAAGGCAUAAAACAUGACUUCCAUGGCUACUACUACUGAUGCGCUCACUAGUGCUCCAGUAUAUCAGACCGGUCUGUUGGCAAAUGCGCCAGAUAACCUUGAUGCCAAAAUCUCAAGCGAAAUUCAUGCGUUCGAUCAUGAACCUUCCCUCGAUGAGGAUGGACUAUUACGUCCCACUGAAGAAGAGAGAACUACACUCCGCAGAAUUUCUGGCUCAAUUCCAUGGACUGCUUAUAUGAUCUGUCUCAUCGAAUUUGCAGAGCGCGCAAGCUAUUAUGGUUGCCAAUUUGUCUUCUCGAACUUUGUUCAAUUCCCACUCCCCAAAGGAGGAAAUGGAGCUGGCGCAACCCCCAAAGGUACUCAGCUUACACCAGGCGCUUUGGGUAAAGGCCUUACUGUUUCAUCUGCCCUUGGUCUCUUGUUCAAAUUUUUAGCAUAUACAGUACCUGUCUUUGGAGGAUGGCUCGCAGAUACAAAAUUAGGACGUUUCAAAACUAUUUGUAUCGGAGUUUUUGUCUUCGGAGUUGCGCAUCUUGUUUUGGUUCUUGGAGCCUUACCUAGUGUAUUACAAGCUGGUCACGGCAUGGCACCAUUUGUCAUUGGAAUUUUGAUCUUGGCUUUGGGAGCUGGUCUAUUCAAGAGUAACGUUUCUCCCAUGCUUCUCGACCAGGACACACAAAAGGGACUCAUAGUCAAGACUCUCCCCGAUGGGGAGCGUGUUAUUCUUGACCCUGAAGUUACUGCUCAGAGACUCGCUCUAGCCUUCUAUGGUAUGGUCAAUGUUGGCGCAUUUUUUGGUCUUGCUACAACAUAUUCCGAAAAGAGAGUUGGGUUCUGGCUGGCUUAUGGAUUACCAAUGGUUCUUUACCUCUUACUUCCGAUAUUGCUAUGGGCAAUAAAUAAACGACUGGUCAAAUAUCCACCGCAAGGAAGCGAUCUCGGAAAGUUUUUCAGAGUUAUCGGUACCUCCCUGAGAAGAAAUGGUCUGAAGAAAUUUGGGCGCAAGGGUUAUCUCGAUGCUGCAAAACCUUCCGUUCUCGCUGCAGAAGGUAUCACUGGUGAACAUAAUGGUAAGCCAGUAGACUGGGAUGACAAUUUUGUCGAGGAUGUCAAACGAUCUUUGGAAGCCUGCACUAUUUUCUUGUUCUUCCCAAUCUACAUCUUGAACGAUGGAGGUAUAGGAAACAUUACGACAUCCCAAGGCUCAGCAAUGGUAACCAACGAUGCACCUAAUGAUAUUCUCAAUAAUUUCAAUGCUCUUACUGUUAUCGUUACCAUCCCCAUUCUUUCUUAUGGAGUUUAUCCACUUCUCCGUCGCCAUAAGAUUCAUUUCGGUCCUAUCAAAAGAAUAACAUUCGGUUUUCUUAUUGCCGCGGUUUCAUCUGCCAUUGGCGCGAUCACUCAAUGGAGAAUCUAUGAAACAUCACCGUGUGGGUAUUAUGCCACUGGUUGCGAAAUAGGAACCGGUGUUGCUCCACUCAGUAUCUGGUGGCAACUUCCUCAAUGGAUGAUUGGAGGUAUAUCUGAAUGCUUUUGCAAUGUCACUGCCCUUGAACUCGCCUAUUCAAGAGCUCCUGCAAAUAUGAAAGGUCUUGUCACUUCCAUGUACUUGUUUGCUACAGCUCUCUCUGCUGCAAUUGCACAAGCUUGUACUCCGAGUUUAGUGGACCCGUAUUUGAUUUGGCCUUAUGUUGCACCAGCGGUACUGGGAACUUUAAUGGCAAUCUGGUUCUACUUUUUGUAUAGGCACCUUGAUGACGAUGAGUAUGUUAGAGGUGGCGUCGGUGACACUUUGGGUGAGGAACCGACGGUGGAACGUAGGGAGUCGAUUAGGACUAGUGAUGCUAUUCAAGAAGUUGGACCAAACGAAAAGGUUUAAUCGUGGCUCAUUGUCAGUCGAACCAGUUUUCAAGAUGUAGGACUUCAGAUGGUGCCUUUAUCUGAAAUUUGCGCGCAUUUCUUUGGUAACGGUGGCCCGUCAGGGUUUUCACUAUUUAAGUAGUUUUUGAUGAAUGAAAAAAUGUCACUGAGAUAGUAUGAUCAAUGGCUGAAAAUGAAGGUUAGUUGUCAAAUGCUCAAAGUGGGCGCGCAUUCUGUCAUUUUGAACCAUCAUGUACCACAUAGCAGUUAAUUUCCUCAUCAUUCAAGUGAAAUUUCCUAUUUGAACAUCUUUCAACAUCUUCCAACACAGGAAAGUAUGUUAUCUUGUAUG
Molecule: messenger RNA, 2383 nt
Organism: Botrytis sinoallii
Lineage: Eukaryota; Fungi; Ascomycota; Leotiomycetes; Helotiales; Sclerotiniaceae
Exons: 5
Coding region: 185-2050 (621 amino acids)
Biological process (GO): transmembrane transport
Cellular component (GO): membrane
Molecular function (GO): dipeptide transmembrane transporter activity
Source: RefSeq, a predicted model, not a curated record